AUGAACCCCUUCUUUCCAUGUUCUGCCCAGGCGCCGCCGCCUAUCUUCAAUCAGCAGACACGCUAUGUCUACAGAACUCGCGACGGCGGUCCGCCUGACAUGGGCAAGCCGCCAGCACCCUCCGGUCCAUCCUUUGGAUUUCCAGGAAUGCCUCCGCCGGGAAUGAUGCCGCCAGGUCCUCCUCCCUUUGGCUUUCCUCCCCCUCCUGGACCGCCUCCUCCUGGACCGUUCUGGUCCGGCGCCCCACCUCCGCCACCAGGUCCGCCAGGAUGGACUUUCCAACCACCGCCGUCAGCUGCUCCUACCCCGUCACACAUGUGCUUCCAGAAUGCAAGCGGCACAACAUGUUUCCCUACAGGAUCAGCCCCACCAGCGUCGUCGUCUGCCGCCGUCUCAGUCACGACAACGACUACGCCGGCUACCUUCAAUGCUUCAAACUACAAGGGACCCAUCUGCACAGCUGGAGGCACGACCGCGGCCACAGGAUCAACGCCGAGCGGCCCAGCUCCAGGCAACCGCGUGAAUGAGCGGCUCGUCAAAGCCGACGACGGUUUUCACGUUCUGGAGCCUGGACAACGAUUUGGCCCACACAUGUCACACACAGCCCUUGUCGAGGACGUUGCCUACAAGGUCCAGUACGCCGACAGCGAUUGGACCGUCGAGAAAGUCAUCGAACUGCUUGGUGCGGCCAAGAUUGAACGCACUGGCCGAAAGUACUAUGGUCAUAGGGAGCUGGUAGGUAUCCAAGAAUGGAUUCCUGAUGCCAAUCGACAAUACUUUCAGGAGGGGUCAGUGAUCAUGUUGAAUGACCCGAAAGCCAAGCAGACAUUGAGGGAAGUUGGUUGGGGGCCGGAUAGGGGCAGGGCUGGUCAGAGGCCGCCCGUGUGGGUGAUGCUGUAUCCUGGCUGGGAGUUGAGGAAACCGCGGUAG
This is a messenger RNA of Cyphellophora attinorum, 930 nucleotides long. RefSeq lists its product as uncharacterized. The coding region runs from base 1 to 930 and encodes 309 amino acids. Lineage: Eukaryota; Fungi; Ascomycota; Eurotiomycetes; Chaetothyriales; Cyphellophoraceae. The transcript is spliced from 3 exons. The record is from RefSeq and is a predicted model, not a curated record.